Megalops cyprinoides (Indo-Pacific tarpon) is the source of this 539-nucleotide messenger RNA. Its product is annotated as putative Polycomb group protein ASXL3. The record is from RefSeq and is a predicted model, not a curated record. Gene Ontology annotation, molecular function: peroxisome proliferator activated receptor binding; chromatin binding. Gene Ontology annotation, biological process: positive regulation of transcription by RNA polymerase II; animal organ morphogenesis. Bases 130 to 525 code for a protein of 131 amino acids. Gene Ontology annotation, cellular component: PR-DUB complex. NCBI's taxonomy places the organism in Eukaryota, Metazoa, Chordata, Actinopteri, Elopiformes, Megalopidae. The transcript is spliced from 6 exons.
AGCUGUCAGCUGCGGCAUUGAGAUCCCGGGGACGGCAUUGUGUGUGUCAGUAUGUCAGUGUGUCAUUGUCUCCGUCUCCCUGGCACCUAACCAGCGUCCGCACCUCUUAUUUCCCAAUGAAAUGCAGAGAUGAAGGACAAACGGAAGAAAAAAGAUCGCACCUGGGCAGAUGCAGCCCGUUUGGCUUUAGAAAAGAAUCAUAAUACCCCGAUGACUGCAAAGCAAAUUUUAGGGAUCAUACAGAAAGAAGGACUGAAAGAAACCAGGAGCGGCACCUCUCCCCUGGCUUGCCUGAAUGCCAUGCUUCACACUAAUACCCGUGAUGGAGAUGGAACGUUCUUUAAAAUCCCUGGGAAAUCUGGACUGUAUGCACUAAAAAAAGAAGAAACACCAUGCCUUUAUGACGGGGCGUCUGAGCCUGUGUGUGAAUUUGAUUUAGAGGGUAUUGAAACAACGGAGACAAAUAACACUACCAGUGAAGAAAAUGGAGAUCACUCGUUACCUGUUGGAUUUGGGGGGAUUUAACAACGGUAUUCUGC